Molecule: messenger RNA, 2327 nt
Organism: Loxodonta africana (African savanna elephant)
Lineage: Eukaryota; Metazoa; Chordata; Mammalia; Proboscidea; Elephantidae
Gene: TFG
Product: trafficking from ER to golgi regulator
Exons: 8
Coding region: 176-1378 (400 amino acids)
Biological process (GO): COPII vesicle coat assembly; endoplasmic reticulum to Golgi vesicle-mediated transport
Cellular component (GO): endoplasmic reticulum exit site
Molecular function (GO): identical protein binding
Source: RefSeq, a predicted model, not a curated record
GAGGGCAGCAGAGCGGGUCGUGACCGUAGCCUCCGCCUGACGCCCGAGAGCCCGGUGGCGGUCCCGCACCGGCCCGGCGGGAGGAGCCCUGCGCGAAGGUGGUGGCGGCAGCAGAGCGGCCUCAGCAAGUCGUCUUUUUCUGUAGCUGUAUAUAUAGAGCACCCUGGAGUCCACCAUGAAUGGACAGUUGGACCUAAGUGGGAAGCUGAUCAUCAAAGCUCAACUAGGGGAGGAUAUUCGGCGGAUUCCCAUUCAUAAUGAAGAUAUUACUUACGAUGAGUUAGUGCUAAUGAUGCAGCGAGUUUUCAGAGGAAAACUUCUGAGUAACGAUGAAGUUACAAUAAAGUAUAAAGAUGAAGAUGGCGAUCUUAUAACAAUUUUUGAUAGUUCUGAUCUUUCCUUUGCAAUUCAGUGUAGUAGGAUACUGAAACUGACAUUAUUUGUUAAUGGCCAGCCAAGGCCUCUUGAAUCAAGUCAGGUGAAAUACCUCCGCCGAGAACUGAUAGAACUUCGAAACAAAGUGAAUCGCUUAUUGGAUAGUUUGGAACCACCUGGAGAACCAGGACCUGCCACCAGUAUUCCUGAAAAUGAUACCAUGGAUGGUAGAGAGGAAAAACCUGCUGCUGCUGAUUCUUCUGGAAAACAGUCUACUCAAGUUAUGGCAGCAAGUAUGUCAGCUUUUGAUCCCUUAAAAAACCAAGAUGAGAUCAAUAAAAAUGUCAUGUCAGCAUUUGGCUUGACAGAAGAUCAGGCUUCAGGGCCACCCAGUGCUCCUGCAGAAGACCGUUCAGGAACGCCUGACAGCAUCGCGUCCUCGUCCUCAGCAGCUCACCCACCAGGAGUUCAGCCACAGCAACCACCGUAUACAGGAGCGCAGACACAAGCAGGUCAGAUUGAAGGUCAGUUGUACCAACAGUACCAGCAACAGGCCGGUUAUGGUGCUCAGCAGCCGCAGGCCCCACCCCAGCCUCCACAACAGUAUGGUAUUCAGUAUUCAGCAAGCUAUAGUCAGCAGGCUGGGCCCCAGCAACCUCAGCAGUUCCAGGGAUAUGGCCAGCAACCAACUUCCCAGGCACCAGCUCCUGCCUUUUCUGGUCAGCCUCAACAACUGCCUGCUCCACCUCCCCAGCAGUACCAGGCGAGCAGUUAUCCUCCACAAACUUACACUACCCAGACGUCUCAGCCGAAUUACACUGUGGCCCCUGCCUCACAACCUGGAAUGGCUCCAAGCCAACCCGGGGCCUAUCAAGCAAGACCAGGUUUUACUCCACCUCCUGGAAGUACCAUGACCCCUCCUCCCAGUGGGCCUAACCCUUAUGCACGCAGCCGUCCUCCCUUUGGUCAGGGCUAUACCCAGCCUGGACCUGGUUAUCGAUAAGGAGGCUCAGCUACACUGAUGAACGCAGCUGUUCACCUCCUAAAAGACUCCACUACUGUUGACAAGUUCAGAAAUUUAAAAACAGCAGAGCAUUUUUUAUGAUACCAUUGUUGCUGUUCAGUGAAAGUGUAAUUUGCUGGAACACAAAGACCAAAAUGACAAUUUCUUUGCUCCCCUGCUUUAAAAUGUAGCAGCUUCCUAGUUAUUUUAUUUUGGAACACUACUCUGAAAUCUGUGUAAGGUGAUUGACUUUCUAGUUUGCCUUGUCCAGAGGAUAUUAAAAAUGAUAGGUGUAGCCAUCUUACUUGGCUUUUUAUUAACAUGAUAAAUGAUGUACUAAAGUAGAUCCCUUUGAGAAGACAACUAGAUAUUAUGAAAUGUAACAUUGAUAGGCUAAUAAAGAUGAUUGAAUCCAUUAGUGGUCUUGUAAUUUAAUUUAGUUAUUAAAUAUUUAUAUAUAUACACAACUAAAAAGCAAAGUUUUUUCAGAAACCCUUGUCAGUGUUUUUCCUUAAAAUGAAGUAUAAAUAUUUCAACUUAGUUUUCUAUUCAAAGAAACAGUACCGUUUGGUUUUUUUUUUUUCCUGACUCUGAAUGUAACAAUCAUUGGCUUAAGAGAAGAAAUUAAACUUUAAGAGGGUUUUACAGGAAGAAUGAUGAGCUUAGGCUAUAAACACAGUAGAUACAAAGAAGUUUUGGUAGGUCCUGAAUAACUUUGAUUUUCCUUCCUAUAGAGAUGAAAAGUAUAGUUAUGUUUACUGAUGAACCAAUCAAAUUAAGUAUUCAGCUUUAAAAAAAAAAAGUGCAGAGUUUUAAAAAACAAAAUCACAGCGUUGAUAAAAAUGAAGCAUGUUGAAAGCUGAGCACAGGAAAGGUUCUCUCAGAACGAGGCUGACACUGCAGCAUCACAUCCCCCCCCCCACCAUGAAGGGAAACGAUACAGUUAAAC